Musa acuminata AAA Group (dessert banana) is the source of this 1274-nucleotide messenger RNA. Its product is annotated as probable pyridoxal 5'-phosphate synthase subunit PDX1.1. Gene Ontology annotation, molecular function: amine-lyase activity. The record is from RefSeq and is a predicted model, not a curated record. Gene Ontology annotation, biological process: pyridoxal 5'-phosphate biosynthetic process; pyridoxine biosynthetic process; amino acid metabolic process. Bases 99 to 1034 code for a protein of 311 amino acids. NCBI's taxonomy places the organism in Eukaryota, Viridiplantae, Streptophyta, Magnoliopsida, Zingiberales, Musaceae. The transcript has a single exon.
CCUUCUCCGUCAAGAAGUGAUCGGGUCGAAGAAAGAACCCCCAUCUUUUCUUCCUCUUCGUCUCUCGCAAAGAAGAAGGCGACGUCAUUUCAUCGAACAUGUCGGACAGCGGCGUGGUUACGGUUUACGGCAACGGCGCCGCCCUCUUGGAGCCGAAGAAGUCGUCCACCUUCUCGGUGAAGGUGGGGCUGGCGCAGAUGCUGCGGGGCGGCGUCAUCAUGGACGUGGUCACCCCCGAGCAAGCGCGCGUCGCGGAGGAGGCCGGCGCCUGUGCCGUAAUGGCGCUCGAGCGCGUCCCCGCCGACAUCCGCGCCCAGGGCGGCGUCGCCCGCAUGUCCGACCCCGGCCUCAUCAAAGAGAUCAAGCGCGCCGUCACCAUCCCCGUCAUGGCCAAGGCCCGGAUCGGCCACUUCGUCGAGGCCCAGAUCCUCGAGGCCAUCGGGGUCGACUACGUGGACGAGAGCGAGGUCCUCACCCCCGCCGACGACCAGCACCACAUCAACAAGCACAACUUCCGCGUGCCCUUCGUCUGCGGCUGCCGCGACCUCGGUGAGGCCCUCCGCCGCAUCCGCGAGGGCGCCGCCAUGAUCCGCACCAAGGGCGAGGCCGGCACCGGCAACAUCAUCGAGGCCGUCCGUCACGUCCGCUCCGUCAUGGGCGACAUCCGCGCCCUCCGCAACAUGGACGACGACGAGGUCUUCACCUUCGCCAAGCGCAUCGCUGCGCCCUAUGACCUCGUCAUGCAGACCAAGCAGCUCGGCAGGCUGCCCGUCGUCCACUUCGCGGCCGGUGGGGUGGCCACCCCGGCCGAUGCAGCCCUCAUGAUGCAGCUCGGCUGCGACGGCGUGUUCGUCGGUUCCGGAAUCUUCAAGAGCGGCGACCCUGCGCGCAGGGCCAGGGCCAUCGUGCAGGCUGUCACCCAUUACAGCGAUCCAGAGAUCCUGGCGGAGGUGAGCUGCGGCCUGGGGGAGGCCAUGGUGGGGAUCAAUCUCAACGAUGCCAAGGUCGAGAGGUUUGCCACACGCUCGGAGUAGAAGGCAAGCACAGAAACAAUCGGCCGUUUUCUCUUCGUUUCACAAUUGGAUCGUUUCUUUACUGAAUCAAAAUAGCUUCUCAUGAAUUGCUUGCUUUAUUAUAAGCAGUUUAAACAUUCUGCACUUAAAUCUAUAGGUUUUGUCUGCUCUUAUUUCCACGUAGGUUUGUUUGCUUCUAUUUGAAUGAUUUCUGUGGCUUAAUAAUGCAUUUUAAGGCCAUUAAGGGGCCUAAUUUCCUAA